CAGGGUAGCAUUGCACUCGAACCCAAACCGAAUUCGACUGGUAUGACUACUAGCCAUGGCGAUGGCGGCUUCCUUUUAGCCCGAGGCUUUGGGAGAAGCUAUAUACUAUUAUAUAUUAGUUGAGGUAAUCAUUGUUAUUCAUAGGCCGCUGUCACAAAGAGCUACAGCACCACCUAGUAGAAGAAUUAUAGGCAAAGAAAGUGGAAGGGUGAAUUGCAGGGAGAGGGGAGCGAGAUUUGGGCAUAGACAACGUGAUCACGCAAUUUCUGCAAGACAGCGCCAUUCUUUAUUUUAUUAUAGGCUCAUGUAAGGAGAGUUCCCCUAGAAGAAGCGUACUGCAAAAUAGCAUAAGUACGUAGUAGAUAGGUGUUUGUUGAGAAGGAAUAAUGAUAUGAUAUGAGGGAACAUCAAUUACAGAUGGAUGUUCUAGAACAAUGGCACGGGCCGGCUUGCCAAGACGGAUGAGCUCAUCGUCACCAACCUCCUCCAAGGCUCCAAGCUACACUCUGCUUCCCGCUUGCUUGCUGCCAAACCCUCACGCUCACGACGUUCCUUAUGUUGAGAGGCGAGCUUCUAGAGUGGUUGUUUGGGUUGAUCUAGUCCUUUGGAAGCUUUAAUCGUCAUUUUCUCUCCCUUUUGACGCCGGCCCGCAAGAAGCUAAACACCAGUAGCUAUGUGGUCGUCAUGCUGCAAAUCGAGAAAAGCUACCAGUGGUGAAACACAGCCUCUUCUCCCCCAGAAUCAUGAUUACGACGAAGAUACAGCCCUGCAGCGUCAGCUGCACGAGAAAUUGCGCACCUACCAGAUGCUCAAGGCCGUCCGUAGCGGCUACAUGCCCUCCACAGCCCAAGUCGUCUCCCACCUCCACGUUCUCCUUGUCUCUAGCCUUCUCAACCCGGAACCUCUAGCUAUUGGCAACACCAGUCGAGGAUUGAUUAAGGAUGUUAAACUUUGUAUUAGUCUGCUCAUCAAUCUUCUACAAGAGAAGAAUGGUGAUGAUCAGCUCCAAAAUGCCAUUUGGCAGCUGUCCAAGUCGACGGUUGAAGUUGAUACCGCAAGUCUUGCUUCCAGGGGUGCAGUUGCGAAGGCUCAGGCUAAUACUACCGCCGCUCGCGAGAGUAUUCGUACCGUUGCCGGUCUCUUGCUUACCAAUUCCGACUUCCGACGAUUAGUCGACGACUUGGCUACAAUCGGGCGGAUGAUAUUUGCUGAUACUGCGUCUGCAUUGUCUUCCGCAGCUGCCGACGUUGCGGAAGAAGUGGAACCUUCUGAUGAAGAGCGAGCCAAGCUACAACCUGGCAACUCAGAGAGUAAGGGAGCUCCUUCUUCGAGGGAUUUAAGGCACGACCUAGAACAGGUUUCCGGAAGUGCUCGUGAGGCAGUGGCACAAACCGGUAAGGCUGCAGCCCAAAGCACAGAGGAGAAUGUGGUUGGACACUACAAAAGCACGUUACUCUAUAGGGUGAAGAAAACCGUCCAGAGCCUACGCAAACGGGAUGACUAUACCACCUCUGUAUCGAGCAUCACGAAAUUGAUUAAGCAGUAUGGGAUAAUAUACUCUCGUGCUGUAGAUGAAACAGCCAAUGCUGCUGUGGAAGAGGUUGAAGAGAACUCAGACCUCAAACAGGCGGUGCAAAACUUAUGGGACUUGGUCGGCUCCUUUGGAGACCGCAAAGAAUGGCAGCUUGUGGAAAGGAAAUUCUACGAAGUGGUCAAGCACUCUGAGAGUGAUCCAGAAUUUGAAUCACUAUUGAAAGAGAUUGGGAAUUCUAUCCAGGGCCUCUUCACGGACCCUGGCUUUUUCGACUCAGCAGAUGAGACGGUUGAACUCCUGAAACAGAAGUCUAGAGAUAUUGGCCCAGACUCCGCUCUUCGUCAGGAUGUCGACGCAUUUUUACAGCAAUUGGGCCUUGCCUUAUCAUCAGUACUCCAAGACAACGCUGUAGCCAAGCUGCUAACAGUCGCAAAAAAGCUUGGAGGCGACUUGUCCCGAGCCUUUCACGACAAAGCUCCCGCAGUCUCUGAAGAUGCUCUCAACGUACUCCUCCCCACCUUGAUCCGCUCGAUCCAGCAUAUACCAAUUCCUAGACUAGAGGUCUCUACGCCAGAGCUAGACUUGCUACUUGAGAACGUGGUGCUGGAACCAGGCAGUACUUUCCGCUCCUCGUCCUUCUUUCCCUGGAAGGUACUUGUCACCACCCGUAAUGAUCUAGAGAUCCAAAAAGCGCAUUCUAAAGCUGCCCACACAACCGUGAAAAACGUCGUUACUAUAACGAUGAAUGGCCUCAACAUAAGCGCAAAAGACUUCGGCUACUGGAUCCGCGUCCACUCCGCACCAUAUAUUUCCUCCAGCGAUGAAGGUAUUGCCAGCUUCACCCUCGACGAACGAGGGAUCGACAUCUCCCUUGACCUCGAGAUUGGACGUGAUCGCAUUGAGCGAUUGGUGUCUCUGCUCGCUGUUCGCGUCCACAUCCACAAGCUCGACUACACGGUGCGCAAAAGUACAUGGUCCUUCAUGUGGUGGGUACUCAAGCCGUUCCUCAAACACAUGAUCCGCCGUGUGCUAGAGAAGAAGAUCGCCGAGAAGAUUGUUGCGGCAGCACAUAUCCUGAAUCGAGAACUUGUGUUUGCCCGCGAGCGCCUGCGCGCCACAAGAAUUUGCAGCCCCCAGAGUCUGGCUACCUUUGCACGAGCUAUUCUAACGAGCUUGAGUCCUAAAAUGGACCCGGAUGUCUAUACGCGGGUCGGGUUAGAUGCGCACCGUCAGGGGAUUUUCAAGGAUGUGUAUACGCCUGCGAGCGUGAUGAAGAUUUGGAACGUCGAGGGGCAACGGGCUGGAGAAGCAGUUGAGGAUGGAGAUCAGAGUGGUGGUGUUCAUAUGACAUGGAGGAAUGAUGUAUUUGACGCUGUAUCUUCCUCACCUAGGACAUUCCACUGAGGUCCUUAUAUUGAUAUGACUUUUUUCUUUUUUUUUACCUCUUGAUUUUAACCAGUCCCAUAUCCCAUCCUCCUUCUACUUGCAAUUCUAUUCUUUCUCUGCAUGUCGACUUUCGUCUCCAUAAUUAUGUUUGGUCCCUAUUCCACCCGUACCACGAUCGAUUGUUUGCUCACGGCCUCUGCCUUGAUAUAUUUCUUGCGAGGUCAUCCCUAUUUUCGCUUUGAACUAAUUCUAAUGGACAAAUAACGCAUUCCUCUUUCAAGUUUGAUUCACAUCUACCCGUCAACACUCAACUGGAUGACACAGAUACGAUUCCGUAGCCAGAAGUUAACUGCGCAGCCCUAUUAUAGACACGCUCUCCACUUCGGACGCUGAAUGGUUCAUAAUUAUAACAAAGCUAGUACUAAUUCAAAAUUAUCAUGACCUGCCUACCUACUAUCAUUCCAGCCUUGAACAACAACCAUCUGAACCAACAUACAAUUUCUGUACCUACUCCAUAAUAUCACUAUUCAAAGUUCCAAAACGAACCUCCUUGCUCGCACGGUAUGCCUUGGUAUUUAUGUACCUCAUUUCGCCAUUCGUCCCCAAACAGAUAGAUUUAUCUAACAAUGAAACCUUUCUCAAUUCAGAGGGAGCAAACUUACUGCGAUUCUCAACCCUACACUAAUUGCCCCAGGGCCCAGGUACACAUGAACCCUCUUCCCCAAAGCCACUGGCCGGGGCUUGCAGAACUUUAAUGACUAGCGCGUACGCUCCACGGGAGCCUUAAACCACCCCCCCCCCGAAAAC
Messenger RNA from Blastomyces gilchristii SLH14081, 3727 nucleotides. RefSeq lists its product as uncharacterized. The record is from RefSeq and is a predicted model, not a curated record. The transcript has 2 exons. Bases 674 to 2938 code for a protein of 754 amino acids. Gene Ontology annotation, molecular function: lipid binding. NCBI's taxonomy places the organism in Eukaryota, Fungi, Ascomycota, Eurotiomycetes, Onygenales, Ajellomycetaceae.